GACCAAAACAAAAAAGAACCUACAGACAAAUGCAGUUCAUGUAAGCUAGGAGUUUCUACGAAAACUCUUGUCCUUUGGUCUUCGGUUGAUUUCACAGCGGUCUGUUUCAGCAACCGGACAAAACGUCACAUCGGAAUGUAACGCAAGGAGUGACCGUCAGUGUGGUUUGUCAGUGUUGGACUGCGACCACCAGCAGCAGGAGCAGCAGCAGCAGCAGGUCAGCACCAUGAGUCUGUACGGGUCCAGUGCCAGUGGUGGUGGUGCUGUCGGCGGUGCGAGAGAAAGAGGAGGAGCAGAACAUUACCGGGAACAACGCCGGCGCUCCAGCGACCGCUCACGUGACUCCUCCCAUGAGAGAGGAGAGAGCCAGCUGACGCCUUGCAUCAGGAAUGUUACUUCUCCCACUCGGCAGCACGACCGUGAACGCGGUGAUGGAGGCUCGUCCUCCAGAUCCUCCAGUCCACGUCCUCCCAGGGUCUCUCUUCCCUACGCCCACAUUGGAGGCACGCUGAUUGGAGGACAUAUACCUCGGCCCCUGGGUCUUCCUGGAGUUGACCACCACCCCAAGAACCUGGGCCAAGGACCGUGCGACAUGAUCUACGUGUACGACCUCAGCAGUAAAGAAGGGCACCGCAGCGGACUGAGACUGGCAGAGAGAGUGACGCUUAUUGUGGACAAUACAAGAUUUGUGGUGGAUCCUGCCAUCUUCACAGCUCAACCUAACACCAUGCUGGGCAGGAUGUUUGGUUCCGGCCGGGACAACAACUUCACAAGACCCAAUGAAAAAGGAGAAUUUGAGGUGGCUGACGGCAUCAGCUCCACUGUGUUCAGAGCCAUCUUGGAUUACUACAAGUCGGGGAUAAUCCGCUGUCCUGAUGGCGUUUCCAUUCCCGAGCUGCGGGAGGCAUGUGACUACCUCUGUAUCUCCUUCAACUACAGCACCAUCAAGUGCAGAGACCUCAGCGCCCUGAUGCACGAACUGUCUAAUGACGGGGCACGGCGUCAGUUCGAGUGUUACCUGGAGGAGAUGGUGCUGCCACUGAUGGUGGCCAGCGCUCAGAGCGGAGAGAGGGAGUGUCAUGUGGUGGUGCUGACCGACGAUGACGUGGUGGACUGGGAUGAAGAGUAUCCUCCACAGAUGGGAGAGGAGUACUCUCAGAUCAUCUACAGCACCAAAUUGUACCGCUUCUUCAAGUACAUAGAGAACAGAGACGUGGCCAAGUCUGUGCUGAAGGACAGAGGACUAAAAAAGAUCCGUCUGGGAAUAGAAGGCUACCCGACCUAUAAAGAGAAGGUGAAGCGUCGUCCUGGAGGUCGUCCAGAGGUCAUCUACAACUAUGUCCAGCGUCCCUUCAUCCGCAUGUCCUGGGAGAAGGAGGAAGGGAAGAGCCGCCACGUGGACUUCCAGUGCGUCAAGUCCAAGUCUACCACCAACCUGGCUGCGGCUGCCGCAGACAUUCCCCAGGACCAGCUGGUGGUCAUGCACCCUCCGGGUCCGCAGGUGGACGAGCUGGACACUCUGCCGCCGUUGCCACCCGCCAACGACCCCCACCAGCCGGCGCCUGGGCAGGCGCUGGAGAACAACACAAGCCCCCAGCCCCUAGCACAGGCCCAUGAGGGCCUGAACCAGCAGGCUCAGGACAGUCCGAACCCGGCCGCGCACAGCCUGGCCCACAGCAACCAGCAGCAGCAGCAGCACGGCAGCAGCCACACUCAGGCCACUUACCACUACGAGCCGGACCCUGACACACCGUCACCCUCUGCAUGAGACUGAUGGCACACACAUACACACUUUCACCCUCCUGUGUUCACACUGCCAGCAACAACGCUUUUAUUUACAUCAUUACACUGAGCUAAAUUCAGAGCUAGAAGCUGCUAAAGAGGAAUGAAGCACUCAAACACAACUAUUCUCUCAGCAUCAAAAUGAGAUUCACAUUCAGUAGUGACAUAGUGAAGCACAGAAACCUGAUUGUCCUCAUACAGCCAAUACGCAAAGUUCAACCUUUCUCAGCCUGAACUAGUGCCACUUCCUGCCACUUGUUGCUUUCAGUGUGAACACAAACUUUGUUCCUGUACCACCACCACCCCCCGCCCAAUAUCCUCCUCCUCCUCCUCCUCCUCCUCCUGAGUGGCUAAACACCACUUUGCCUUCUGUUGCACGUCUGCUGCAGCCUUUUCACACAGCGUCCGAAUGAACGAGAGCUGCUCAGCCAACCAUAGGUAAAAGCACAUCAGCAGGCCUCCUCGCCCACCUCUCUCCAUCAUGUGGUUUUAUUUAUCUGACGAAAGGAGAAUUCAGUUGCAUUCUGUAAACAUGUGAAAAGACAAGAGUACUGUAUUUCAUUAUAAAGAAGCAUGUGUGACGGCUGUGAGUGUGUGGAGUGUGUGUCGUGCUGCUUGGAUACUGUACCUCUCUGAGAAAGUGGAUUUCAGUGCCUCUUCAGAGUUGAUUUGGGGGCUGGUCGGUUGGUGAAGUUUCACUUUUUCCAGCACAUGUGAAGGUCUUGAUGAAAGAGUGAAGUGUGUUUUUGUUUUACACAACAUAGAUGAGCGUUUUUCAUAUGUUCCACUCCUUCUGUUGUUUAUAUCAGUUGAUUUUAAUCCUAGUUUGUUGAAGUCUUGUGUUUUCACUUUUUUUCCCCCCUCAGCUGCUCAGAAAACUCUGCACAGGUUCAUCACCACUGCUGUGAGCACACAGGAUGUCAGAAAAGAUGUUGAACACAAUGUUUUUCUAAUAAAGAGUAUUCACAACACCGGUGUCAAUCACUUCUUUAUUUCCAUGAUAAAGCAAGUGGAUGGUUGUUUUCAGGUUUUAGUGGU
Messenger RNA from Seriola dumerili (greater amberjack), 2820 nucleotides. RefSeq names its product BTB/POZ domain-containing protein 10-like. The record is from RefSeq and is a predicted model, not a curated record. Gene Ontology annotation, molecular function: protein binding. Gene Ontology annotation, cellular component: cytoplasm. NCBI's taxonomy places the organism in Eukaryota, Metazoa, Chordata, Actinopteri, Carangiformes, Carangidae. The transcript is spliced from 8 exons. Bases 227 to 1768 code for a protein of 513 amino acids. Gene Ontology annotation, biological process: positive regulation of phosphorylation.